CCAUUUUGGCUUAAAAUGACUGGACUGUAAUUAGGAAGUAAGUAUAGCUCUAUAUUGGUUUUGCAACCUGAAUAUACUCCAAAUACGUACAUGCAGUUUUAUGCAAUCUACAGUAGGUGGCACAAUAUCUUGGCUACAUCUCAGUACUAGUAGCAUUAAGCACAUUGUACAGGAAGCUCCGCCAAAGUUAUUUUCCUACAGUACAGGGCUAUCACUGCUCAAUCGAGGACAAAACGAUUUUUGAUUGCAGUUUUUGUUGUCAACAUGAUGGAAACAUGUGCCACGACAAAGAAACUGGAAAACACAGAUGUGUUUCUCCCAUUAUCAUCUUUGCGUCUACUGAUACCACCUCUACGGCUAGUCUCAGCAGCCAUGUGGCAAGUUGCACAGAGGAGAGACGUGAUGGACUAUGGGAAGCUCGACGAGUUUGUUACUCUAGUAACUGAAACCGUUCCAGACCUGCUGGACACAAAGCAAAGGGCCAAGCUUCUUCUGCGACUGCGGACAAGGAUGAUCCUAGAUUUAUGUGCUGCCGAACAAACCUCUGACAUUCAUUUCAUUCAACCCCACUUGGACAGAAUACGUCCCCCUGGACACACAGGAAGUGGAGAUGCAGAGGUGGAUGCAGAAGAGGCCAUUUUCCUGGAGCUGGUCCAGACCUUGCUUAAAGACCCAGCAGAGAGAGAGCACUUUUACCAGGAGGUAUUUCCAACAGAAUAUGGAGUUAGCUAUGACAAAGACAUGCAGCUUCUUGUGUGGGAGUUUUUGUCCCGACUGGAGAAGCUUCUGCCUGUACCAGACCUCGGGCAGACUGUAUCCUGGCUCAGUUCAGCCCCAUCUGUCUUGGAUGAGUGCAUUCAAGCCCUCUCUCAAUCAGAGGAUCUCAAAUCUCUUCUGCAGCACCAUAAAUGUUUGGAGGACUUGGGUACUCAAGGUCACACGGUAGAGAUGUCCUCUCAGGUAUUUGCCUGCUCUCAGUGUCCAUUCUUCCACAUGCAGGAGUCCCUCCUUCUUCAGCACAUUGAACGUAGUCACCCUGAGGAGUACAACAAACUCCAAAAGGCUGAAGACCAGCAAGAGCCAUCCAGGAAGAGGGUCCAGCGGCCAGAAUUUCCCAAGCCUUUUCCCAUCCAUGCCAGACCAGAUGCCCAUAUGUGUUAUGAGUGUGGCAAGACGUUCACCCGUGCUUCUGACGUGACCAGACACCAGCGCAUUCACACAGGGGAACGACCAUACACCUGCCAGGAAUGUAACAAGGGUUUCAAGAACUCUUGGGAUCUCAGGAGACACCAACGUAUUCACACAGGAGAACGGCCGUUUCUGUGCCCUCAGUGUGGCAAGGGCUUCACUCAGAUGGGGCUACUGAAGCUCCACUUUGAGAGAACGGCGUGCUGCGAGACUUGCGAUCCCCCGUUAGAGUCGACGGAGGAGGAGGUGACGACGGACAGUAAAGGGAGUGGCGGAGGCCAAUACAAGUGCCAGAAAUGCGGGGAGUGCUUCGGGACCAUACUGGAGAGACUGAGGCACAGGCAAACCCACGUAGUGAAGCGCCAGUACAAGUGCUCCCAGUGCGACAAGAUCUACGGUCGGCCGUCGGACCUGAGGAGACACCAGAUGAAACACACAGGAGAGAGGCCUUUCCCCUGCGAGUGCGGCAAGAGCUUCACGCACGUGUGGCUACUAAACAAGCACAAACAGAUCCACACCAAGGAGCGGCCAUACCCGUGCACCGAGUGUGACAAGAGCUUCACUCAACUUCAGAUACUGAACAGACACAUGCUGAUCCACAACGGCCAGCGGCCCUUCCAGUGCUCCUACUGCGAGAAGAGCUUUACACAGUUGGCGGGCUUGACCAGACAUGAGAGGAUACACACAGGAGAGAGACCAUAUCUAUGCACAGUCUGUCAGAAGACUUUUCUCACGCACGGAGAGCUGGUGAGACACCAGCGCAGUCACAGCGACCAUAGACCGUACCCCUGCCCUCAGUGUCCGAAAAGCUUCAAAACCAAGCGAGCCCAGAGCGAACACCUGAACACUCACACGGGAGAGAGACCCUUUUCUUGUAAAUACUGCAGCAAGAGGUUCGCCAAGUCCACUUCGCUGAUCAGACACAAUCUGAUGCACACUGGAGAAAGACCACACCAGUGUUCUCAGUGUGGGAAGACGUUCCUAACUUCUGGAGAGUUGCUUCUACACAGGCGUAUACACACGGGAGAGAGGCCAUAUCCUUGCUCCUACUGUGAAAGGCGCUUCAGGUGUUCUUCAGACCUGACCAUGCACUUGAGGACGCACACAGGGGAGCGGCCAUACUCUUGUUUGUUCUGCAAAAAGUGCUUCUCUACGUCAACUCGGCUCAAGAGGCAUGUGCGCACUCACAUUGGGAAGAAUAUAUAAGUGGUUGACCCCCAAUAGUGGAUUGCUACUGGAAACAUUUUCUUAAGUAUUUAUUUUAAUAAGUGUUUGGAUUGCCAUCAUUUAGAGAAUAUAAGCCAGCCUUACAUUCAGAUUGUUUCAUUUAAAAAUGAAAAUCAUGCCUCCGACUCACAUUAAACAUUUCAUUCUUACACGUAGUGCUGAUCUAUUUGCAUCUAGUUGUAUUGUUCUGUACUGGCGUUAUGUUAGUACGGGGUUUGUGAAAGCAGUUUUUGUAAGUACAACAACGCAUUAUCAAUUGAUUGUCUUAUUAAGUCUGAUUGUGGAAGUCGCGCAUAAUGUGACGUAUAUGGAACGGCAUGUGUCGCAUGCAAUGUUUUGUGAAACGAAAUAUUGAAUCUAAGCAACCAAGAUGCCAAAGAGAGUAAGAAAGGCUAGGCCAGUCCAGUCUGAGGCCAUUGCCAUUGGAAAUGCAAGCGUUAGAUCAAGGCCUGACCAGUCACCCGGAUGUGAAAUAACUGUAACGCCUUGCACCGCCAAGGCCCAGGUCCAGACAAAGGCCCAUGCUGGUCCCUCUGACUAUGGCAGGGGCAGUGCCUCAAUCCCAGAGCAACUUGCGAGUACAACAGGUUUCACCGACAGCCAUGACCGUAACUCGACGGUCAAGUAUGGGCAGCUGGUGCAGCAGGAACAGAUCACUCACCUGGUGAUGGAGGUUGUUAUGCGCUCAUGUUCUGCUCUAUCCAGGCAUGGCGGACUGCUGUCAAAUUUCACCAAAUAGACCUAGGCUACAUGGCAUCGUCAUAAGCCUACACAACGCAUCUAGAAAUAUGGGAAACAUUUUUGUGAAUAAACUAGAUAAUAUUUAGGCUGAAGUAUUUGACGUUAGGAACACAACUACUGUUAGGAAAAUAACUUUUAUCUGUCUCUUCAAUACAAUUAAAUGAAAUAAAUAAGUUAAUCAAUAUGUUCGUCUUUUCUGUCUUUUCAGGAGGCUAGCCUAAUUUAUUUCUAUUUCUUUCGUCUGGUUCAGUAGGCCUACUUUUUUUAUGAGA
This is a messenger RNA of Osmerus eperlanus (European smelt), 3428 nucleotides long. RefSeq names its product zinc finger protein ZFP2-like. The transcript is spliced from 12 exons. Gene Ontology annotation, molecular function: DNA-binding transcription factor activity, RNA polymerase II-specific; RNA polymerase II cis-regulatory region sequence-specific DNA binding. Gene Ontology annotation, cellular component: nucleus. Gene Ontology annotation, biological process: regulation of transcription by RNA polymerase II. Lineage: Eukaryota; Metazoa; Chordata; Actinopteri; Osmeriformes; Osmeridae. The record is from RefSeq and is a predicted model, not a curated record. The coding region runs from base 265 to 2394 and encodes 709 amino acids.